CAAGCAAGCAAACAAUUCACACACAAUUCAUAAAUCCGUGCAAUGGUGCAAUAGUAAACAGUGGCUGAAUUUUUCAAUAAGAAACAAUUGAACGAAUGUGAACGACAAAAAAAGCAACAAACCAAUGACAAUCGCGGUGACAAGACCUUUCGAUCCGGAACUUGAUCGGUUCAUAUAGAAAUCGAAAUUAAAAGCAGAAAAGAAGACAAACACGGAAAAAAGAAUACAGAACGAAUUUAAAAUUACGACCAGACCUACACAGGUCACUGUCGUUUUUUCAUCGUGAAACGCAUGGUGUGUUUUUGUACGUGUUUUAGAUGCAAUAUUGAAUAUAGCAUAGAAUGUGCUGCGUUUGGUGAUUUUGUAAGAAUGAGAAGCAGUGCUGAUUGAUUUUUAAGUUGAAUGUGUACGGUGACAAGGCAGCAGAUGGCUCAUUCAAAACAAUAGAUAAAAAAAAAUCGGAUGUGAUUGUUGUAAUAGAGGCUAUUCUGCGAAAAAUGAAUACGAGUUCUUAGAUCUUUCUGAUGUUGACGAUAUUGAACGAACACGGUUGUCAUCAGCUUUGUUGCAUAAACAACAACAAAAGCAGCAACAGAAGCAUCAACCACAACUGCAACCAUUCGAUAAGCAUGAACGAGCUUCAUUGAUAAAGCAUGAUGCUGCAGAUGUUCAAUCACGUAUUAGUCAAUCCACCACUUCUACGGAUAGUGAAUGUCAAAUAGUUUCAAACGACAACCGCAACAUUCAAUCAAAUUUAAGUUCUAUUAGUUCGACCCAAAAUGCGACCUCUGUAACGAAUAGUAAUCUGGCGGAAACGAAGCAAAUUUUCCGACUUUCAUAUAAAACACUGUCGAAACAAAAUCAGUCGAAGAAGGAACAAAUGCCGAAGAUGUCGCCGCACGUAAAUUCACAGGAAGAUUUAACGUCCCAACAGGCGCAGAGCACACCGAAUCAACAGGUGCAGCAGCAGCAGCAGCAGCAACAGCAACAAACUCAGUUGCCGGUGCAAUCGGGAAAUAAUCAAUCGAUACCAUCACAGUCUGCGCAACAACCCCAACAACAUACACAGCCAACACCUCACUCACAAAAUCAAAACCAGCCGAUACAGCAGCAGCAGCAACAACAACAACAACCACUUCCUCCUCAACCGAACCAUCCGACUAAUAACUCUGCUAGUAACAUUCCUUCCCACAAUGUUCAGUCACACAUUUACCCACAGUCACAACAGUCAUUUGUGCCGAAUUAUUUACCUCACAUGGGUCAAGUGUCCGCUGGUAAUUUUUAUCAUCUAACGCCACACAUACCGAGCGUAUAUUUUAGCAAUUUCACCGCCAACGUUAAUGUUCAUGGGUACACACAAACGAUGCAACCGCCAUAUAUACCAGCAAAUUAUGUUCCAAAUGAUAAUCAUCAAAGCGAACAAUCGACACAUCCGAUCCAAUCACAGCCGCAUUAUCAGCCAAGAACGCGACGAAAUGGCCGACGCGGCGGUGGCAACAAUGGUGGAUACUCACGGCGUGAAUUCUCAUCGCGACAAAUAAACUCGGUUCAGGAAAUCAACUCCGCACAAACGUCAACGCAUGCAAUUGACUCACCAGUGAUGCAACAGUCAUCCAACUAUGGUCCAUAUUACAUUAAUCCAUAUGUCGGUAUUUAUCCGAAUCAAUUUGCCAUCGGACAUCAUUCGACAACUGCCGCUCAACAUGCCACUGGUACACCACUAUACGGCUAUGGAUAUCCAGCAUAUCAUCCGGGCAUCAUUUAUCCGGCUGCUGUUAUGCCAGUCGAUUAUGUUCUCGACGAAAAAUCAGACGAUGGAAUGGGGCAGGAGCAAUUAUUGGAGUAUCCUCAGGGACAAGUUGAUCCACAAAUGCAUCAGCCCAUUGAAGAAUAUUUAUCGAAUCAAGCGCCGGCGAUACCUCCUCAAAACGACUUUAGUACUCAACAUGGAAAUGAAGAAUUUGUGAUGAGACAAGCGAAUGAGUUUAUCCCUCAGCAUAAGCAGCAACAGCUACAACCAAAUGAAUAUAUCGUAGUCGAUCAUCAUUCACCGCAUUUGAAUGAGUUUGUGGCACCACCUCAGGAACAAAACAUACACCAUCAGCAUCAACAUCAACCAAUGGUAGAACCAGAAAAAGUUAACGAAAUUCCUAUUCAAACCGAAAUUAAACAGGAGCAUUCGAUGCAAUCGCACAUCAUCAAUCGAGAUAAUAAUCGGAAUAAUGAACACAUUUAUGACAAUGCUCAAGCGCCUAGCUUUGCAAAUAUUCUAAAUGAUUCGCAUACGGUGAACGAAAUGGCCAUUUCAUCCGAGAUGAAGAAUGUUUUGAAUAAUUCUGUGCCAAAAAAUCAACAAACCAUUAUGUUGCAGCCGUUGGUUGAUACAAAUGAAAAUAAUAUCGUAUCAAAUAGCAUUGGUGAUGGACCGACGCUGACGCAAUUGCCACCACCACCACAACAGCAACAACAACAGCAGCAACAAAUUCAGACGCAACAAAAGCCAAUUGCACAGGCCAAUGGUUCAAUCAAUGGGCUUGUACAGACAAUGAAUGAAAAAUUGGUGGUGCGCACCAAUAGCAAAGCUCAACAAACACCAACGACGGCCUGGUCAAUGAAAAAGAGCACACAAUCGGUUGCUGUUUCCGUUGUGCCGUCAAACAACUAUCCACACAACGAAGUGCAUGCAGCAAAGCAAAAUGUUUUAGGUAGUAACAAUAAUAAUAAUAUACCGAUAGUGCCAAAAGUAGAAGAACAACAUCAACAUCAACAUCAACAUCAACAUCAACAACAGCAUCAACAUCAUCACCAUCAUCACCAUCAGCAAAGCUCAAAGGUGACGGCGACCGCUGCAACAAUAGCUACGGAAAAAUCGGUUCAAUCAAGUCCAGAUAUCACAACAACGCAACAAUCAUCCGAAGUGCAAACCGUUCCUGUAUCGGAUAUGCAACCAGAAGAGCCAUCGAUAUUUGCCAACAACAAUAACACCAACAACAUCAAUAACAAUGCCAGCAAUCGUAGUGAAAAUUCUAAAACACCCGCCUCGCAAUCGAUUCCACAAGCGCAAGCGUCAGCUCCAGCACCAAAUAGCUGGGCAUCACUGUUCGCUCCAAAAGAAUCGGCCAGUUUGGAAUCACAAAAAAAACCAGUCGCUAAAGUAUCACCAUACAACUCGAGUCAAGAACCAAAACCAAGUAACCCACCACUUCGAACAACACCACAAUCCACCACUAAUGCACCAGUUUUGUCUUACUCAUCAGCGGCUUCAUCUACAGCUAACGGAAGCAAACGACCAACACCAGCCAAAGCACGUGUUGCACCAUCAGCAAAACCGCCACAAAAUAGCUCAGAACCAUCCGUUGAUGAAUCAUCAUAUAGAUUAGGAGAUUUUAUCUUAAAAUACAAAGUCGACAAUAACUCAAUUAGUCUGCGACCGCGUGGUUUAACGAAUCGGUCAAAUUAUUGUUAUAUCAAUGCGAUAUUACAAGCUCUAUUGGCAUGUCCACCGUUUUAUAAUCUUAUGAAAUCAAUACCAUUGGAUGCGCCAGUUCAACGUUUCAAAACGAAUACACCAACCAUUGAUGCGGUGCACGAGUUGGUGCGUGAAUUUUCCAAUCUGCCAAAUGGUUCGCGGCUGCAUCGUCGCGAUAAAGGUGGAAAUAAAAAGGAGGAUGUCACAUUUGAACUAGUCACCGAUUCAUCAAUCGAACCGACCGCAAUACACAAACUCUGGAACAGCACACGAAACGACAAUGAAGGUCGACAAGAAGAUGCUGAAGAGUUUUUAGGAUAUGUUCUUAACAAAUUAAACGAUGAAAUGCUUGAGUUGAAAAAAUUGGUUGAAAAACCAGCCGAACCCGUACCAAAUGGAAUUGAAAAUGGUGAUGGUGCUGAUGAUGAAGGAAAUGAAUGGCAGUUGAUUGGAACGAGGAACAAAGGUGCUGUCACAAGAUCAACAGAUUUUGGUCGGACACCUCUCAGUGAAAUUUUCCGCGGUGAACUAAGAUCACGUUUACAACGUGAAGGUGAUCACCCUUCAACCGAUGUCAUGCAACCAUUCUUUACACUUCAACUGAACAUUGAGAAAGCGAAUUCGGUGAAGGAAGCACUCGAGAAUUUCGUGAAUAAGGACCAAUUAGAAGGAGUCACUUGCACCAAAACAAAUCAAGAGGUGAACGCUUGGCAGCAAAUGACUUUGGAAAAGUUGCCGAUUGUAUUGAUUCUACAUUUGAAAUGGUUCGAUUACAAAGGCGACGUUUGUACAAAAAUACUUAAGACUGUUGAUUUCCCCAUUGAAUUAAAAUUGGAUCCAAAAAUCUUAUCGUCAAAGAAAUACACGGCCAAGCAACGACAAUAUCGAUUAUUUGCGGUUGUAUAUCACGAUGGUAAGGAGGCGUCUAAAGGUCAUUACAUAACAGAUGUUUAUCACACUGGGUACUUAAACUGGAUUCGGUACGAUGAUAGCACGGUGAAACGAGUUAGUUUGAAGAAUGUUUUGCAUCCGAAUACACCACGUGUACCAUAUCUACUAUAUUAUCAGCGAAUGGAUACGAUACCAGCACCGGCCACCAACAGCAAUACAAAUGCCACCACCAAUGCUCAUUCACACAAAUAAAUUGCCAGCCAAUUUUUGAGUUUAAUAAUGUCAUUUGUACUUGUUGGAACGAAUUGAUGCGAGGGCCGACGGUUGCCGGCCCCAAUUUGCCUAAACGACUUCUUAAAAAAAAAAUUUUUUGAAAGAAAAUGAGUUACAUUCGGCAUCGAUUUCCAAGCGCAAUUUGGCGGGUUCUAUUUCAAUUUUCGUAAAAAAAAACAACAAUUUCGAUUGUGACUGUGACAAAAUAGAAAGAAACAUUUUUAAAUUAAAUACAUGAUUAAAUUGCAAGUCAAAAGCAAAUCAUUUGAUAGGUAACUGGAAACGAUACACGCUGAAACAGAUGUAUUCGUGCAAGUGUAAAAGAUUACACGUUAUUCAUGUUUAGUCUUUUGUUCUUAACUAUCAUAUUAUUUUUAAUAUUAUUAAUUUUUUUUUUUCGAUCGCAUCAUAAGUUUAAAGAAUAUUAUUGGAAGUAUUUGAAUUUUUUUUUUCUCCUCCAAAUUUCGAUUCUCUCAUUCUACGAAUAAAGAAUAUGAUUGACACUGUCAAGCAAAACAAAAACUGAAAAGAAAUAGCAAGAAAAAAACGUCGUAUAACUGAUGCUUAGCUAAAAUAGAAAGAGAAAGUCGUAGAGAAAUUGCGCCGUUUUUCUAAAACAUCGGACAAAUAUUGGCCGAAUCGCGUUUUAGAGCUGGUGAUAUCAAUGGCAGCAACGUAAAAUCAAGCAAACUGGAAUUCAAUUUUUGAGCACAUAGAUCAAAGAUGGAACAAACAAAAAAGUGAAAAGAAAUUACAAAAAGAAAUCAUUGUUAUCACAAAUGAAACAACAACAAAAACACACACACCUAGCAACAUGUAAAUUUGCAACACCUAAAAUCUAAAGACAAACAAAACUGAAAUGUAAUUUUAAUGAAUUAAUAAUUAUUAUUAUUUUCGUCAUCAACA
Molecule: messenger RNA, 5539 nt
Organism: Sitodiplosis mosellana (orange wheat blossom midge)
Lineage: Eukaryota; Metazoa; Arthropoda; Insecta; Diptera; Cecidomyiidae
Gene: Usp10
Product: putative mediator of RNA polymerase II transcription subunit 26
Exons: 15
Coding region: 881-4612 (1243 amino acids)
Biological process (GO): protein deubiquitination; regulation of autophagy; DNA damage response, signal transduction by p53 class mediator
Cellular component (GO): nucleus; cytosol
Molecular function (GO): cysteine-type endopeptidase activity; cysteine-type deubiquitinase activity
Source: RefSeq, a predicted model, not a curated record